Periophthalmus magnuspinnatus is the source of this 2752-nucleotide messenger RNA. It is a transcript of the gene b3galt1b, whose product is annotated as UDP-Gal:betaGlcNAc beta 1,3-galactosyltransferase, polypeptide 1b. The record is from RefSeq and is a predicted model, not a curated record. Gene Ontology annotation, molecular function: N-acetyl-beta-D-glucosaminide beta-(1,3)-galactosyltransferase activity. Gene Ontology annotation, cellular component: membrane. NCBI's taxonomy places the organism in Eukaryota, Metazoa, Chordata, Actinopteri, Gobiiformes, Gobiidae. Bases 379 to 1365 code for a protein of 328 amino acids. The transcript has 3 exons.
AGGCAGUACCGUAUCAUCAGGACCACAAGUCUGUGUGGGAUGGAGACACGAAGCCCCAGCGUCUCUAGAGGGUGUAGCACGAAACUGUUCUGCCGGAAAUCCUUAUCCGUUCCUGGGCAGCACAUUCUCUCCAACUGACACUCCAACUGCUCUAAACGAAACGAUGUAAAUAGAGCAGCAAGUGCCAUCAGGAGGAGUUUGAAGCCCAAACAGCAUAAGAGAGAAAGACCCACUUCUCCCUCCAGCCCUCCAUCCCUGACAGUUCAUGUUUGGGCGUGUGCAGAAGCAGCUCCUGGCUGUGGGGCUCAGUAGAGCUGCUCUAAUGGAAGAGAGGCCUGACAAGAUUGUAUACCUCUCCACCAUCCCAAAUGCAGCAUAAUGCCUUCCAAAGUGUCAUGCUUGUACCUGCUGACAGUGGUGUGCUGGGCCAGUGCACUGUGGUACCUCAGUAUCUCUCGGCCUACGUCCUCCUAUGAAGGACACAUGUCCAUACCCAUACGCAAGACUGUCAAAACACCCAAAAACUUCACCUUCACCAACAUCCGCUCACGCUCUCUCAACCCGCACUCCUUUGAGUUUGUCAUCAAUGAGCCCAAGAAGUGUGAGAGCGUCAGCCCCUUCCUGGUCAUCCUCAUCAGCACCACUCAUAAGGAGUUUGAUGCUCGGCAGGCCAUCAGGGAGACCUGGGGUGACGAGAGCACCUAUGGAGACAUCCACAUCCUCACCAUCUUCCUCCUGGGCAGGAACACUGACGACGUGCUCAACCAGAUGGUGGAGCAGGAGAGCCAGAUCUUCCACGACAUAGUGGUGGAGAACUUCAUCGACUCGUACCACAACCUGACUCUGAAGACCAUCAUGGGCAUGCGCUGGGUGGCCACUUUUUGCCCUAAGGCCCAGUAUGUGAUGAAGACGGACAGUGACAUCUUUGUUAAUAUGGACAACCUCAUCCACAAACUGCUCAAGCCCAACACUAAGCCCCGCAGGAGGUACUUUACAGGCUAUGUGAUAAAUGGGGGGCCCAUCCGGGACAUGCGCAGUAAGUGGUACAUGCCGCGUGACCUGUACCCGGACAGUCGGUACCCCCCCUUCUGCUCGGGCACCGGAUAUGUGUUCUCUGCAGAUGUGGCCGAGCUCAUCUAUAAGACGUCCCUUCACACAAGGCUACUGCACCUUGAGGACGUGUACGUGGGCUUGUGUCUGCGCAAACUCAACAUCCACCCCUACCAGAACAGUGGCUUCAACCACUGGAAGAUGGCCUACAGCCUGUGCCGCUACCGCCGCGUCAUCACCGUGCACCAGAUCUCCCCAGAGGAGAUGCACCGCAUCUGGAACGACAUGUCCAGCAAGAAGCAUCUGCGCUGCUAGGACUGGGUCCCUUUGCCUUUUCUUUAGUCACUGAACAUUGUACAGAGGGCUGCUGCUGUGUCUUCAGGACAGUGUUGUCCACAUUCAUUCUCUGUUUAAUGUGAUGCAUUAUGAUUGUUGAAAACAUGUGAGGCCAUGUAGACGACAUGGUGUUGUCAUUCCAAUCCUGCCUUCUGAUUUAUGUUGCCUAUUGAAGUGCCCUUGAGCCAGACACCAAACCCACAGCUCUGCAGUCACUGAUUCCAUCAACUUCCUGUGUUGUACAGACAGUAUGGAGUACUAUAUGAAUACACAUGGUUUAUACGAUUUUAUUUACAUUGUCAAUAACACAGUAUGAGCCUGGGACACACCAAUCCAGCUUUUUCAGUUUUGAAACUGAUUACGAUGCUCUAAGUAUCUGUCGAUACCUGAUUAACUAAUAAAAAAUAAAAUAAAUUAAAAAAUCUAACAUUUUGAGACUUUCUGGGCUAAACAAUAUAUUGGUGCAUCCCUUUUAUUGAUGUUGGAAUUUUAAGCUCACCCCAACAAUGAAAACAAGAUCUUCUGGAGUGCUUUACAUUAAUGUUGUUUAGCUUAGAAUCAACAAACUAAAAGACCUCAGGUCUAAAAUCUUUUCUUGAAGAAUGAUACUUUCAGCUUGUGCAGCAUAAGCAGUAAUAUCAAGGCCAACAAGUAAAUGACCCAGAGAGAUAGUAAUUGCUGACAUGGACUGGAUAAAUUAUAAAGAGUAAGAUUAUGUACACCACAAAUAGAUGUGCAUCAAUAUCAAGUUCAUCAGUUUCAAGUAAGACAAUGAAGUUAUUUAUUAUAAGAUCGUUUAAUGGCCAAUAUUGAGAACAUCAUGCCAGGUUAGCACUUUAUGUUAAUACAAUUCCAUUGCAGAGUAAAACAAAUGCAUAUUAGAAUCACUUUGAAGAUACGUUCACUUUUUUAUAAAGAAAGUCUCUUGGAAUCAGAUAUCUCUAACAAUAAAAAUAACACAUCUACUUUCCCACUGUUUCCUUUGUGCAUUCCUCCUCCUGCCCUCAGUGAGUUGCAUCAUGAAUCUGCCUGUAUUUUGUUUACAUAUCAUUUAAAUGCCUUUUUAAAAAACACUGUUUGCAUUGGGUUAUUUCUUACUUUUUUCAUGACUACAGCUGCACUGAGGUUUAGGUAUGUAUGUCUCACUAUAAUGUCCAGAGUCUGUCCAUGAUAUUUAAUCUACCUGGAUGUAACCUCACACGUACCAACACUGCUGACAACAUGGUGGACAUUUGAGUCAUUCACAAAUGUGACAGUAUUUGUUCUUUUGUUUCAUGGAUUUUGUAGUUUUAUUUUAAAGCUAAAGCUAAUGUGACAUUUACUGUGAAAACAUCUAUUCCACACGGGGCUGUCACUGUAUAUUGUA